AUGAACCUUAUUGAUGGCCAGCUUGACAUAAUACCAACAGCACACGAUACAUCUCGGAGGGAAUCUCUCAUUAAUUGCUAUGUAAUCGGCUGGUGCCAUGCUAAUCCCCACCUCGCUAGAGAAUUUAGUUCCUCUCAGGGAUGUUAUACGCUACCAAACGGUGAUAUUUUAGGCCCUGAUGUUGCUGUCAUACUUAAUACCAGGUGGAACACUCUAACAGAUGCACGACAAAAUGAAGCAUAUCCGCCAGUCGCACCUAACUUCAUUGUGGAGUUACGUUCACAGUCUGAUUCAGACCAAUAUAUCUAUAACAAAAUGUUGCGAUGGAUGAAUGGUGGCGUUGAGGAGGGAUGGUUGAUUGAUCUAUUUGUAAAUCCGCCCAAAGUAAGAAUAUAUACGUUGAAUGCAAAUAAUCAAGUCGUUAUGCAAACACUUUCAAAUCCUACCCUGAUUAGUUCAACAGUCCUUCGUGGAUUUGUAAUGAUGAUUGGAAUUAAUAAGCGACUAAAUGAGACUACCGUUCUUUAG
Messenger RNA from Dentiscutata erythropus, 528 nucleotides. The record is from the annotation of a GenBank genome assembly. Lineage: Eukaryota; Fungi; Glomeromycota; Glomeromycetes; Diversisporales; Gigasporaceae.